UCAAGUCAUGGGCUAAACUCACCUGACAAAGAACGCCGUAAUAUUGUUUGAACUAUUACCGGUUUACGUCGAUUACGUUAAGAACCUAUCGUUAAACUUAAAAUCAACACGGAGAAAGAUUUGCAAAACGCAGAUGACCGUCGUCCACGACUCUAUCUCAAGGGUUGCAGGCAGUGCAAACUCAUCUCGACUCUAAUCUGCGUUCGAUUGAGACUUCCUGUGUGGCAGAACUGAGAGCAGGCGAGCGCGUAAUCAGCACUGCCUACAGACUAGUUCGCGGUAACACUCUCCAAAAUUGACGCCUGGACCGACAAAAGUGCUCGUUUGGACUUCGUCGGGAAUGAAACGCUUCAUUCUAGCUAUAAUGUUGUUGGAUAGACGCUGAGUGCGAGAAUUACACAGCAAAGCGAUCCUCGGUGCGGGUCAAGCACAUCUCAACCCGACCAACUGAAAAAGGAGGAGAGGCCAAAAAAGACAACUGCAACUGGAGGAAAAAAGUGUCUACAAUCUUCACGGAUUGCCACAACGUCGAAGAUUAUCGUGACAUGAUGGCCACGGAGGAACUGUAUGAGGUGGAAAGAAUAAUAGGCAAACGCAAGAACAAAAAGGGAAAGACUGAGUACUUGGUCCGCUGGCGAGGCUACAGCUUUGAGGGAGACACCUGGGAGCCGGAGGGUCACCUGUCCAGUUGCAUCGAGUUCAUCCAUGAGUUUAAUCGACAACACAGCGAAAAGCAGAAAGAUGGAACUUUGCUCCGAUCCACACGCAGCUCCCCAAGCACAGCCAACACUAGCAUCAAUGCUCGCAAGCAGAUCAGCAGACCUCAACACCCUUCAGCAAAUUCCAACACAGCCAAAACCUCUACGCCAACCCCAAACACACACCCCACAAAACGACCUCAGCCAGCACAGAAUUCAUCCAAUGACAGCGACUCGCCACAGCAGAAGAGAGGACGUUCGGCUGGCACGAGCAGCAUCAUGGGUACAGUCACUGAGACGGCCCCCACAGCAGCGCCAGCUGCUGCACCCACUGUGAGUGCCCUGCGCCGCAGUAUGGACCUGUCGAAAUCUGGCAUCAAAAUCCUGGUGCCAAAGAGCCCAAUGAACAGCCGCGCUGACACUGAGGAGUCUCCCAGUGAAGCGGCUCAUAGUCUGGAGCAGGGCAGCCAAGAGCCAGAUGCUGUUCCUCCUGAAGUGGCCUUGCUGGAGAAACCUGCUGGAGCCAUGCGGGUGCCAGGAGAAGAGCGAGCCCGAAUGGGCACAAGGCCCAGAACGCAAACGGCACUUCCACCACCACAGAUACCCAUUACGCCAGCUGCCGUCCGCACAUUGAAUGGGAAAGGAGUGACUACUCUAAUGGAGGCCUCGUCUGCCAAUGGAACCGCCAUCACACAAAGUGCUGCAGCAGGAGUGAUGAGCAGCUCAGGACUGACAGGCAAAAGACGUUUUGAGGAACGGGCGAAUUUUGACAAGCGCCUGCGUUUCAGUGUUCGACAAACUGAGAGUGCUUACCGCUACAGGGACAUAGUUGUUAAAAAACAGGACGGCUUUACACACAUUCUGUUUUCUACAAAGACCUCUGAGAACAACUCGCUGAAUCCUGACGUAAUGAAGGAGGUUCAGAGUGCCAUGGCCACAGCAGCAGCUGAUGAUAGUAAACUUGUUCUACUGAGCGGUGUGGGAAGCGUCUUUUGCUUUGGCCUUGACUUCAUCUACUUUAUUAGGCGGCUCACUGAUGAUAGGAAAAAAGAAAGCAUCAAAAUGGCGGAGACAAUCAGAACUUUCGUCAACACAUUCAUCCAGUUCAAGAAGCCCAUCAUUGCUGCUGUGAAUGGGCCUGCCAUUGGUCUUGGAGCAUCUAUCUUGCCCCUGUGCGACGUGAUCUGGGCCAAUGAGAAAGCUUGGUUUCAGACUCCUUAUACAACCUUUGGCCAAACCCCAGAUGCCUGCUCGUCUGUUACAUUCCCUCUCAUCAUGGGAGUUGCAUCGGCUAAUGAAAUGCUAUUGAGUGGGAGGAAGUUGACUGCUCAGGAAGCUUGUGCCAAAGGACUCGUUUCCCAGGUUCUGUGGCCCGGGACUUUCACACAAGAAGUCAUGGUUCGCAUUAAGGAGCUAGUAUCUUGUAACUCAGUUGUUCUGCGCGAGUCCAAAGCACUGGUGAGGAACAUAAACCGAGCAGCUCUGGAGCAGGCCAACGAGAGAGAGUGUGAAGCCCUCAAGAGGGUGUGGGGUUCCUCUCAGGGCAUGGACUCCAUCCUCAAAUAUCUACAGAAGAAAAUUGAUGAAUUCUAACUCCUACAGGUCUCAAAUCUUCCAUCCUCAAGUGCCUAAUGCUAAAUAAACAAGGUUUGUCCAUGGCUACUUCUUUUCAGUAGGAUUUCCUAAACAGGAAGACUAACCAGAUGCACUUCUCCGUCAUCCAGGAUUGUUUGUUUUCACCGAGCAUCUCAUUCUGCUACACUUGAUUAUGACCUUGAUGCAAAGUUUGAGAUAAGUCUUGCACAUCAUCGCAGAAAGACUAUUUCUGUCAUCCUCUGUUGUAACAGGACUGAAGUGGCAAGUGUCUUUGAGUUGUUUUGACAGCCCUCUAUGCAGAAUAAUUGAGAAGGCAGUGUCAUUUAAAAAGCCGAUGCAUGAGACUUGAAUGAGUUCAGAUUAGUGAUUGGUCUCUGUGUGGUUAUUGCUAAAUGAACAGGUUGGCAUUAGAAUCGGGUUGGUAACUUUUUUUGUAGGUACUUUUAUGGCAUGAAAUAGAAGUCGUCUUGAGCCUUGAAUAUUCAGGUAAAUCUUGCAGACCUUCACAGCCCUUUGUACUCAUUUAUAUGAGUAGACACAUUUAUCAAGAAAUGUAAAUGAAAAUGUCACCAGUUCUUGGGGAUUUAACAUGAUCUUAAAGAUAUAAGAUAGAAAACCCAAAAAUAAAGUGUUUAAAGGAGAGUUUACCCAGAAAUGAAAAUCAUCAUUUUCUCAUCCUAUCCGGUUUAGGAGUUUCUUCCGUUGAUAAUGUUGGAAAAAGCUAUUGACUUUCAUUGAGUAUUGUUUUGUUCACACUAUGGAUGUCAAUGGCUGCUUUUAUCCAACAUUCUUCAGAUUAUCUUCUGUGUUAAACAGAAGAAAGAAUUUUAUUGAAGUUUAGAAACACUUGAUUGGGAGUAAAAGGUGAGGAAAUGUUCUUUUUAGGGUGAAUUACCCCUUCAGUUUACUCUGAGAACAUCCAAGAUGUAGGUGAUUUUUAUCUUCAGUAGAACUUUUUUGACGUUUUUAUCAAACCUGUGGUGCUUGGUGAUUUUUAUAAAAUGUGAAUCAGUGGCUACUGCCAUUUUGAAAGUCAAAAACUGGUUGGCUGAAAUAAAUGAAGGUCUUACAAAGUGAAAUGAUCCAUGAGUGCAGGGGUCACCAAUCUCGUUCCUGGAGGUCCGGUGCCCUGCCAGGUUUAGCUCCAAAUUACCUCAACACACCUGCCUGAGUGUUUCAAAUAUACCUAGCAAGACCUUGAUUGGCUUGUUCAGGUGUGUUUGAUUAGGGUUGGAGCUAACAUCUGCAGGACACCGGACCUCCAAGAACAAGUUUGGUGAUCCCUGCAUUAGUGUUAGAAAGUGAACAGUAUUUACUGCAUUAUUACUUUUAAACCACAUCCAUCUGCAAAUAGUCCUGAACGCAUCCUCAAAUUUCCUGUCACGAUGAUAUACGUGUAGACACAAACUUAUUAGCUGUUUUCAACAGAGAGGGAGGGCACUUAUGUUGUAUUGUUGAUUCAAAUAUUUGUAUUUAUUCUGUUUCACAGUUUGCUAAAGUUUGAUACACGCCAUUAAUUGUCAUGAACUCAUGACCCAGAUUGUUCUGAACACACUCAAAAACAUUUGCAGAGUCUGUGGAUUAAAGUAACACUCCACUUUAUUUGAAAAUAGGCUGAUUUUACAAGUCCCAUCAACUUAGAAUCUUACCAUUUUUGAAUCCAUUAAGCCAAUCUCUGGGUCUUGUAGGAGUAGUUUUAGCUUAGCUUAGCAUAAUUUAUUGCACCGUAUUAGACCAUUAGCAUCUUGCUCAAAAAAUGACCCUAUUUAAAGCUUUACUGUACUAAGACAAACGGAAAAUGAAAUGUUGAUAUUUUCUUGGUAAAUAUGGUUCGGAACUAUGCUCAGGGUACAGCAGCAAAGUUCCCUGAUUAGUAUGCAGGAAUGAGAGUAUAGUUCCUAGACAUAUCGGCCUAGAAAAUGAAAACUUUCAGUUCUCUUUCCAUUAUUAGUACACAAUGUCAAGCUUAAAUAGGAAAAUUAUACUUAUAUAUAUAUAUAAUUUUUUUGAAAAUCUACCGCAAUGCUAAUCUUUCUAAUUUAAUUAUAUGAUUUAUGCUUAGCUAAAACUGCUCCUGCGAGACAGACAGAGAUUGGCUAAAUGGAUUCAGAAAUAAUCAAAUUCAACAGUUCAACUCUAGGUGACUUAAAAUUAGCUCAUUUGUAAAAAAAAAUGUGGAGUGUUUCUUUGAGGGUGAUGCUGUAAAUAAUGUUCUGUGUUUGUACAGACUGAUCAGUUUUGUAAUGUAUGUAAUUUUUGUUUUGUUGUUUUGUUUUGCUUUACUCUGCUGCAUUUCAUGAGUUACCAGAAACCACAGUUCCAGCUAAAAAUCUUCCUUAUUGUUCUACUGAAUUAAAUGCCACCUCCAUCUUAAGUAAAUGAACAGGAGAAUUUUUGGGGUGAACUAUUCUUUUAAACCAGUGGUUCUCAAUUGCGGGCUUCAGGCUCUCCUCCCCUCCCUGGCCAAUGUGUAUGAGGGCACACCUGAUUCAGCUCAUCAGCUUUUAACAGAGAGAUCCAUGAAAUGAUCCUUGUGUGUCAAAUGAGAGAGACAUACUAAAUGUGCAGGUCGGGGGGGCCUAAGGACCGGAAUUGAGCUACACUAAGGACAAAAGCACAUACUUUUUAUGACUGUGUAAUAAUGAUUGUCAAGACAAAAAUCAACACUCAAGUAAAUGUGGACGAGGCCUUGGCUUAGUAGGAAUGAACAGUUAUUUGUAUCAAAGUUAACUUUUGUACUUUUUCCCUGCUUAAUUUUAAACGUUUUUUUUUCAGCUUUGUUAGUUUGUAUGUUCAUACAAACUGUUUGCUUUUGAGUAACAUUAUUAUACCACCAAAUAAUUUUGAUGUACAUGUUUGUUGACAAAUAUUUCUAAUUUAAUAACUUAUGAAAUUGAAGGAGGAAGUUCCUCAUGAGUCAAUAAAGGAUGCUGGCAUUUUAAAUCUGCAUCCUUACGUUGUUAUUUUUCUUCUUCUGGUUCAAACUGACUGGACUGCUGUAUUAUCAGAAAGAGCCCUGGAGGUUAAACGACCAUCUCUAAGGGAAGAUCAACUAAAAUCUUCCACAAACGCCUGUAGUUACUAGCUAGUGUGCACUGUUAGUCAGUGGAAUACAAUGUUUUAGAAUGUGAGGGAAUGGAGUAGGUUUAGGAAAAUGGCUUACACAAAACUAUUGAACGUGACAAAUUCCUGCAGGAAUAUUAAAGCCCUACCUCUCAACAUUAUUUUCAGCUAUGAAGUGUGUGGUUUGAACCCCAUCCCUUUUUAAAAUCGCUCUGGUGCAGAUACACUAUUGCUCUGUCCUGUUCCAAAAUAACUGCUCUAAAUAAUCUACAGAAACUCAAAAUUGAAGUCAGUAAUCAGUCCCAGCAGUGUAAAUGAUAUAUGUUAUUAAUUCUGUUCAGUAUUUAUUGACUAUAGAUUGAAUUUGCUGUAGUAGUUUCUAUAACACGGAAUAACAGGUGGUCGUGUGUGUUUUUUCCCUCUUUCCAAAUGGUUUUGUAAAAUGACUUUUUGUUUUGUUUAUGGAAUGAUAUUUAUGAUUGUGCAAAUAGAUUUGUUUUCAUUUGUAUUUCUUUGAAUGCUUCAGUUGUUUUAAAAGACAUUUUUUUGCAAAACAAUGUGACAGGUCAUGUUUGAUUAUGAAGUGGAUUGCGACAUUAAUGAUGUCUUCUCUGUUUUAACUUGUGUGUAUAAUGUAAACUCUGCUUCGCUGGCUUAUAACUGAUGUCAGUGAAGCUGGUUUGAUCUGUGAGGAUUAACCUAGACUGUCUGUUAACAACCCAGAAAAAAAGUUCCAAUUUACUCAAGCUUUGCAAUAAUAUCUUAAAUUCGUUAAACAUUUUUGGUGUGUGUGUGUGUGUGUGCGCGCGAGCUCGGCCCUCUCUCUUUCUCUUAUGGAUGUCUUGGCAUAUUUGCAUUGUGUAGUGUAAUGUUAAACAUGGCUAUAUCAGAGGAAAUAUUGCUUUAUUCCAGUCACUUCACUGACAAAUAAAAACAAAAAAAGUCUCAUUAUGGUUUUCUGACUUUCAGCAUAGCUGUACACGUCAUCUGCCUUUAAUUUCAAACGCUGGUCAAAACUAGAUUUUGUUAUAAAUAUAAGGGCAAUGCGUAUUUCCUAUAGUUGAUAUGUUAAAUGUUAUAAAUUGUACAAUCUGUAAAUUUUUUUAGGUUUCUGAACAUGUAACAGCUGUGAAAAUGACUGGUCUAAAUAAAUUGAUAUACUAUUUUA
Molecule: messenger RNA, 6525 nt
Organism: Danio rerio (zebrafish)
Lineage: Eukaryota; Metazoa; Chordata; Actinopteri; Cypriniformes; Danionidae
Source: RefSeq, a predicted model, not a curated record